AUGGCUGAUGUAAUACAACAAGAUGAUGAUCAUCAUCAAACACAAGAAUAUUGUAAUACAAAUACAUCAUCAUUGAUCGAACAAAUCUCCCAACAACUAAAUCAGUUACGUCAAGAUGAUCUUGAAUUGACAGAAAAACUAAUGUCUGUUUACGAUGGUCUAUGUCAUCUUCGGCAAACUUUGACAAAUUCCCAAAUAAAUUCCACAACAGAUAUUUCAAUAACUAUACCCAUUCAAAUUGAUUCUCCAACAUCAAGUCGUUAUCAUACAAAACAACGUUCAGACAGUGAACCAAAUAUUUUAUCAGAUCGUAGACGUAUGAUAACAGUAACCGAAGAAUUACAAUAA
Molecule: messenger RNA, 348 nt
Organism: Adineta steineri
Lineage: Eukaryota; Metazoa; Rotifera; Eurotatoria; Adinetida; Adinetidae
Source: the annotation of a GenBank genome assembly